AUGAAAUUGAUUUCCUGCAGUCAUAUCUUUCUAAUUUUCUACGCUGUGGACAGCGUAGGCAGUUCAGAAACCAUUGAGGUGCGGCCACCCAAUCAGACUGGCAGCUCGGGAGCUCCGCAGCUGCUGGACGAGGCCGGCAAAGGAUUCAAUGUCAUGGGUGAGGCAGGACUAUCUUCGCAUGUGGAAUGUAUAUAA
Molecule: messenger RNA, 195 nt
Organism: Cladocopium goreaui
Lineage: Eukaryota; Dinophyceae; Suessiales; Symbiodiniaceae
Source: the annotation of a GenBank genome assembly